This is a messenger RNA of Sarcophilus harrisii (Tasmanian devil), 2519 nucleotides long. It is a transcript of the gene UGDH, whose product is annotated as UDP-glucose 6-dehydrogenase. The record is from RefSeq and is a predicted model, not a curated record. Gene Ontology annotation, molecular function: UDP-glucose 6-dehydrogenase activity; NAD binding. Lineage: Eukaryota; Metazoa; Chordata; Mammalia; Dasyuromorphia; Dasyuridae. The transcript has 12 exons. The coding region runs from base 287 to 1771 and encodes 494 amino acids. Gene Ontology annotation, biological process: glycosaminoglycan biosynthetic process. Gene Ontology annotation, cellular component: cytosol; nucleus.
CAGGGCUCGGGCUCCGCCCCUCGCGGCCCGAGCGAGCGUGCGCGCCGUAAUGGCUGCGGCGGCAGCGGGGGAGGGCCGAGGAGGGGCGGGCGGCGGGGCUGCGAGGCCGCCCCCGGCUCUGGGCACGAGCCUUUAAAUUCCCGGGCCGGCCCGGGGUGCCAGCUCGGGAGUCUGCGGCUGUGGGAGGCUGAGCGAGCUGAGCAGCCCCCGUCUGUCCGUGCCGAGGCCGCCGCCGCCGCUGCUCUGCGACCCCCUGAAGCGUCCGCAACGCCGCCUCCGUGUAAUCAUGUUUGAAAUCAAGAAGAUCUGUUGCAUUGGAGCAGGUUAUGUUGGAGGACCUACAUGUAGUGUCAUUGCACAUAUGUGCCCUGAAAUUAGGGUCACAGUUGUUGAUGUUAAUGAAUCUAGAAUCAAUGCAUGGAAUUCAAACACACUCCCAAUUUAUGAGCCAGGACUAAAAGAAGUAGUUGAAUCUUGUCGGGGGAAGAAUCUCUUUUUUUCUACUGACAUUGAUGCUGCAAUCAGAGAUGCUGAUCUUGUGUUUAUUUCUGUUAACACACCAACAAAGACUUACGGAAUGGGAAAAGGUCGGGCCGCCGAUCUGAAGUAUAUCGAAGCUUGUGCCAGACGGAUUGUACAGAACUCCAACGGGUACAAAAUUGUGACUGAGAAAAGCACUGUCCCGGUCAGGGCAGCGGAAAGUAUACGCAGAAUAUUUGAUGCAAACACAAAACCCAACUUGAACUUACAGGUGCUCUCCAAUCCCGAAUUCUUGGCAGAGGGUACAGCCAUCAAGGACCUAAGGAACCCUGAUCGGGUACUGAUUGGUGGUGAUGAAACCCCCGAGGGGCAGAAGGCCGUGCGGGCCCUCUCUGCCGUCUAUGAACACUGGGUUCCCAAAGAAAAGAUCCUCACAACCAACACCUGGUCUUCAGAGCUUUCUAAAUUGGCAGCUAAUGCUUUUCUUGCCCAGAGAAUCAGCAGCAUUAACUCUAUCAGUGCCCUAUGUGAAGCAACGGGAGCUGAUGUAGAAGAGGUGGCAACAGCCAUUGGGAUGGACCAGAGAAUUGGAAAUAAGUUUCUGAAAGCCAGUGUUGGCUUUGGUGGGAGCUGUUUCCAGAAAGAUGUUUUAAAUUUGGUUUAUCUUUGUGAAGCUCUGAAUUUGCCUGAAGUAGCUCGUUAUUGGCAACAGGUUAUAGAUAUGAAUGACUACCAGAGAAGAAGAUUUGCUUCCCGGAUUAUAGACAGUCUGUUUAAUACGGUCACUGAUAAGAAGAUAGCUAUUUUGGGAUUUGCAUUCAAAAAGGACACUGGAGACACAAGAGAAUCCUCUAGUAUCUACAUAAGCAAAUAUUUGAUGGAUGAAGGUGCGCACCUCCAUAUUUAUGAUCCUAAAGUACCAAGGGAACAAAUAGUUGUAGAUCUCUCCCAUCCUGGUGUUUCGGAGGAUGACCAAGUGUCCCGACUGGUGACCAUUACAAAGGAUCCAUAUGAAGCAUGUGAUGGAGCCCACGCUGUUGUCAUUUGUACUGAAUGGGAUGUGUUCAAGGAAUUGGAUUAUGAACGUAUUCACAAAAAAAUGCUGAAGCCAGCCUUUAUCUUUGAUGGUCGACGCGUCCUCGAUGACCUUCACAACGAGUUACAAACCAUUGGCUUCCAGAUUGAAACAAUCGGCAAGAAGGUAUCUUCAAAGAGAAUUCCAUACGCACCUUCAUGUGAAAUUCCAAAGUUUAGUCUCCAGGACCCGCCGAACAAGAAGCCAAGAGUCUAGGUCAUGUCGUCGCUGCAUUUUUAGUAUUGCAGAAUCAUGAAUACCCAUAUUAUGUUAAAUAGCAAACCAAUGAAGUGUUUUUAAGGAAACAAAACUUAUUUUUUUAGUGAUUCAAAUCAAGUUUUUAAAAGCUACAUGGCUGGUAGCAUACCUAGUCAUCUUAAAUCUAGAAUCUAUUUUCUCUAUAUUUUUAUAAUAUUUUGUCAGUUGUCGAAUGAGCAAUUGGGAAAUAAUUAUGUUCUUAAUGGUAUCGAUUUUUGUAAAAAUUAAACUUCAGAUCUCUUAUUUUAAAAUAUGUUCAUAACUUGUGCUUCAAUUUUAUACCUUUCUGUGUUUUGUUCAUCAGUGUAUUUUUUAAACACUAAAUGUGUUUUGUUGAGGACUUUACAUUUUUAUGUUAAAUACCAAGCUGACUCUUUAAAUGCCAUGAAGUGAGACUAGCUAGAUCGGCUGUGAUUGUUAAUGGUGUCUAAUAUGUAAACCACGGGCCUCUGAUCACAGGAAAAGAGAGGAGACUGGACAGACUUGGAUCUUGUUUGUCAUCUUUGCAUAUGCAGAACAUGUGCUUUCUUGGUUCUUCCAAGUGAAAAAUGGACAAAACAUUCCUUAACACCUUAGUGGGGGGAGUAGCGGGAGCACAUUGAAUUGCUUACUGUUGUUUCAAAGAGUCAGUCAUUUUUUUCUUUGGUAAGUUAAAGUGUAUGAAAUAUUCAUUUUAAGAGAAAAUAAAUAAAUAGCAUGGUCUAUU